GAGGGGGCGGGGGCUAACAGCGCUUCGUCACUGAGCAACGAGCAGCCGUAGAGGAAGGGGCGGCAGAGGCGCCGGGGGUUGGAAGGACAUGGCCUACGCGUAUCUCUUCAAGUAUAUCAUAAUCGGAGACACAGGUGUUGGAAAGUCAUGUUUAUUGCUGCAGUUUACAGACAAGAGAUUUCAGCCAGUGCAUGACCUUACUAUAGGUGUAGAAUUUGGUGCUCGGAUGAUAACAAUUGAGGGGAAACAAAUAAAACUUCAAAUAUGGGAUACGGCUGGGCAAGAGUCUUUCCGCUCCAUCACAAGGUCAUACUACAGAGGGGCAGCAGGGGCUUUAUUAGUAUACGAUAUUACAAGGAGGGACACUUUUAACCAUUUGACAACAUGGUUAGAAGAUGCUCGUCAGCAUUCCAAUUCCAACAUGGUCAUUAUGCUAAUUGGGAAUAAAAGUGAUUUAGAGUCCAGACGAGAAGUGAAAAAAGAAGAAGGUGAAGCAUUUGCACAAGAGCAUGGGCUUAUCUUUAUGGAGACUUCUGCCAAAACUGCUUCUAAUGUAGAAGAGGCAUUUAUUGAUACAGCAAAGGAAAUCUUCCAAAAAAUACAGGAAGGUGUCUUUGACAUUAAUAAUGAGGCAAAUGGCAUUAAAAUCGGCCCUCAGCAUGCUGCUACUAAUGCAACACUUGCAGGCAAUCAGGGAGGACAACAAGCUGGUGGAGGCUGCUGUUGAACCUGUUUUUACUUCCUAGCUGCCUGAUGGGGCCUACUAACUUGUUUCACCCUCCCUCGCUCAAUUUCAACUACGACAUGAAAUUAUUGUAAGAAGGCAUCAUGUUGCAGAAGACUUUAUUCUUCAAAUUCUUGUACAACUUUGAAUAAAUGGUUAAUGUUCACUUAAAGACAGGUUUUGGAGAUUGUAUUCAUAUCUAUAUUUCCAUUUGAUUUCUAAGUCAAUUGAUGUGAUUAUUUUUGUUAAAUGUUGUCUUGUGCCCUUGAUUACGAACUGUAUUAAACACUACAAAGUCA
Molecule: messenger RNA, 1023 nt
Organism: Euleptes europaea (tarantolino)
Lineage: Eukaryota; Metazoa; Chordata; Lepidosauria; Squamata; Sphaerodactylidae
Gene: RAB2A
Product: RAB2A, member RAS oncogene family
Exons: 8
Coding region: 89-727 (212 amino acids)
Cellular component (GO): Golgi apparatus
Molecular function (GO): GTPase activity; GTP binding
Source: RefSeq, a predicted model, not a curated record